Lachnellula hyalina is the source of this 1593-nucleotide messenger RNA. Its product is annotated as Baeyer-Villiger monooxygenase. The transcript has a single exon. The record is from RefSeq and is a predicted model, not a curated record. Bases 1 to 1593 code for a protein of 530 amino acids. Lineage: Eukaryota; Fungi; Ascomycota; Leotiomycetes; Helotiales; Lachnaceae. Gene Ontology annotation, molecular function: NADP binding; flavin adenine dinucleotide binding; N,N-dimethylaniline monooxygenase activity.
AUGACAAGCCAGGAGCCUCAGUAUGAUGUGAUAGUCGUUGGUGCCGGGUUUGGAGGAUGUUAUAUACUCAACGAACUUAGAAAGGAAGGCUUCAAAACACUUCUCCUUGAAGAAGCCUCGGAUCUUGGUGGCGUCUGGUACUGGAACACGUACAAUGGCGCACGGACCGAUACCAGGGUGCCCCUUUACGAGUUUUCCGACGAAAAGAUCUGGAGCGACUGGACAUGGACCGAGAAAUAUCCAGGGGUCGAGGAAAUACAGCGAUACUUUCAGCAUGUGGAUUCAAAACUGAAUCUUAAGAAGGACAUCAAAUUCAACAGUCGCGUUGAAAAGUCUUACUUUGAUGAGCAAAAGGGAGUCUGGAAUGUCUCGACCAAGUCCGACACUUUUGAGACCAGAUUCGUCGUUUUAGCCACUGGUUUCGCUUCCAAACCAUUGAUUCCGGACAUCAAAGGUUUGGAUACAUUCAAGACCCAGGCACAUACUUCAAAAUGGCCAAAAGAGGGUUUUAACUUCCAUGGAAAGCGAGUUGGCGUUAUCGGAACCGGCGCUAGUGGAAUUCAAGUCAUUCAAGAUAUCGCCGGAGAUGUCAAAGAUCUUGUGGUCUUUCAGCGGAGCCCUACCUAUGCGCUGCCAAUGCGGCAGGAGAAGCUUGAUGCAGGAAAGAAGCUGCAGACCAAGGAAGUUUACGACCAUCGAAACACAACGUUCCCUGGCUUGGAGGACGAGUUCAGUUCGCAGUCGGCCUUGGAGGUCUCUGACGAAGAACGCGAACGCUUCUAUGAGGACCUCUGGACCCGAGGAGGAGCGGGAUUCUGGCUCUUUACUUAUAAGGACACCAUUACGAGCCCUGUCGCCAGCGACUAUGCCUACAAGUUUUGGAGGAGCAAAGUUAUCCAACGGAUUAAAAGUCCAGAACUGGCCGAAAUUUUGGCCCCAGAGAAGGCUCCUUACUACUUCGGGACCAAACGUGCUACGCUCGAACAGGCCUAUUACGAAGUGUACAACCGUAGCAAUGUCAGCUUGGUGGAUCUCAAUUCGAAUGCGAUCAAAGAGGUCACCCCGGAUGGAGUGCUGGUUGCUGACGGGAAGUUCUACGAGCUUGAUGUGCUGGUCUUGGCUACAGGCUUUGACUCUGUUACUGGUGGUAUCCUUGCGAUUGACAUCAAGGGAAAAGAUGCUUUGCCACUCGCGCAAAAAUGGGAAGGCGGCGUCCAGACUCAUCUUGGUUUCGCCACUGCUGGAUUCCCUAAUCUCAUCUUUCACUAUGGACCACAGGCCCCAACGAGCUUCUGCAAUGGGCCGACAUGCGCUGAACUCCAGGGCGGUUGGAUCGUGGGCGCCCUGAAGCAUAUACGGGAUCAGAAACUCACUAGCUUGGAAGCGACAAGGCAAUCCGAAACAGACUGGGCGAAGCAAGUUCAGUUCAUUGGCGAUCAGACCUUGCUACCACUGACCAAGUCCGAGUACAUGGGGACCAACAUUCCGGGGAAAAGAAAAGAAAUGCUGAACUAUCUGGGAGGGGUGCCACUGUACAUUCAACAGAUCAACACUUCUCUGACCGAGGGGCUGAGUGGAUUUGUUUUAGCGUGA